GCGAGACCAGGUAACCUUUGACCUGGACGCUGCAGGAGUCCACCUGCAAAGAAAUGGCGGAUUUCUACGAUUUAAAAAGUUGCAGCUCUUUCACUCUGUUUUCAAAGACGUUUUGCUCGACUGACCCACAAUGACGUUAUCGGAGAAAGUAAGGCACAUAAUGUACCAGGAGAAAUGAGUGUCGAGACACAAGAGACUUCUGAGGAUGGGAAGGAAGCAGCGGAAAAUGAAGACCAGACUUCGGCGCCCAGAUCGGCGGAGGAAGGCGCGAGUGACUCCGAAGGUGGGUUCACGGAGUCGCCGAGAAAUCCAGCCGGUCUCUCGCGAACCCCGACCUUCAGCGAGACAAUGUCGGGCACAGAGAGCUCUGCACCCUCCCCUACCGUACUGCUGCGCGUGAAGAAGCGAGUGUCAAAGCGUUCUCGCCCGUCGUUUAGGUCCGUUGGUAAGCUUGUGCAGAAGAUGGUUCGACAUAUGUCACUGUUCUCACAACUACAAAGCAAGGAAACUUCGACGGUGGGAAGCUCAAGUCCGCGCGAAUCGGUCGUGUCCACGGAGGACUCGGGCACCCAGAGGAACUCUGUCAUCUUCUCGGGAGGCAAGCUGCCCGUCCCCGGCUUGUCCGGGCUUCGAAACCACGGCAACACGUGUUUUAUGAACGCUAUCCUACAGUGUCUCAGUAACACCGACAUGCUAGCCGAGUAUUUUGUCUUGAACCAGUAUAAGUCGGACCUGAGCAGGAUCCGCCGGUGGAGGGACAGUACCAGGUUGAAACCUGUCACCCGCGGGGAGGUCACAGAAGACUUUGCCAAGAUCCUCAAGGCACUGUGGUCCUGUCAGUACACCCCGAAGCUCACCAGUGACUUCAAAAACACCGUGGCCAAGUACGCCUCUCAGUACAGCGGCUACAACCAGCACGACGCCUUCGAGUUCCUACUUUGGCUGCUGGACAAAGUUCACGAGGACCUCAACUGUGCAUCGAAGAGAGGGUACAAGAAAGCCAAGCUUGGGCACAAGAAGUCAUCAGACGAGCACCUGGCGGCAGAAGCGCAGGCCAACCACCAGAGGUGUAACAGCAGCUUCAUGUACGACCUGUUCCAGGCGCAGUACCGUUCCUCCCUCACCUGCCCCUCCUGUCAUCGCCAGAGUAACACCUUCGACCCUUACAUCUGUAUCUCCCUCCCCCUGCCCCAGCGACAGACCAGGGCUAUCUACCCUGCUGUGGUUUACCACAGGAGAAAACCCAGGAACACCAGAAUAGGAGUCAGCCUUCAUCAGGACAGCUCUGUGGGUGACUUGAGAAAACUCAUCGCAGACAAGGCCGACAUUCCCUUAAACCAGCUUGUGCUGACAGAGAUCUACUUUGAUGGUUUCCAACGCUCCUUCUCUGACGACCAGCCGCUGAGCGUGGUGCAUGAUGGGGACUGCAUCUACGCCUUCGAGGCGCCGCUGGAGGUCACUGACCUCUCCUGCACCAAUGACGACACCCCAGUCCCAGCUACGUCUAACUCCCAGGAUCCCGAGCAGGAGAAAUUAUUACUGCUUGUUGUCAACAAGACUGGUGCUGGCAAGCAAGGGAAGAGGUUUGGCCCGCCCUUUGCCCUUCACGUCCCACGGAACCUGACCUUCAGCGACCUUCAGAAGGUGUUGUUACACAGCAUGGCAGACAUGACGAGGGAGGGCAUCAGGCCACAGGGCAGCGUGCGAUUCCAGAUGCGGGUGGUAGGUGGCCUUGCUGGCAAGUGCUACCUGACAGAGGACGACAACAUGUGUCUCUACAUGCCGACUGUGGACAAGGCCCUGUCUGGCUGUGGUUCUGGGGGAAUGGAACAUGUAAAGUUGGUGCUGGAGUGGGAACAGGAGACAAAGGCAUGCCUGUUUGGUAACACGUGUGAGGAGAAGGUAGAGGAGCUGGACAGUGUCAGGCAGCAGAGAACAAUGCAGCAGCAACCUCUCAACGUUACCCUGUCUGACUGCUUCAGACUACACACCAAGGAGGAGAAGCUUGGCCCUGAGGACGGCUGGCACUGCCCCUUCUGUAAGAAGGUUCAACACGGCACCACCAAGAAACUCAGUCUGUGGUCCCUGCCAGACAUCCUCAUCAUUCAGCUCAAGAGGUUCAAGCAGGUGGGGAUGCGGAGAAUGAAGCUGUACACGUCGGUAGACUUCCCCGUCUCCAACCUGGACAUGAAGCCCCACGUGGCCCGCCGUAACCCCGGCAACAGUGGCGGGCUCGGCCUCUUAACCAGCUGGUCUCCAUGGAGACGCCAUCAGCACAGGACCGCGGCUCGCCACCCGGACUACUUCUACGACUUGUACGCCGUGUGCAAUCACCAUGGCAACAUGACGGGCGGACAUUACACAGCUUUUUCCAAGAACCCUGUGGACGGGCGCUGGUACAAGUUUGACGACACCAAAGUGUUGGGUGUGAGUGAUGAGGACGUUCAGACGAGCGAUGCGUACAUCCUGUUCUACCAGAGCCGCAGCAGCCGCAUGGGCUCGCUGUCCAGCACGUCCGGCAGCUCCACCUGCUCCUCGUUGUCCGACCACUGGGUCAACCGCAUCCCCAACCUCCUGCCCAGGAGUGACGGCAGCUCGCACGAUGAUACAAGCGACACGGAGGACCACGGUGGGUUCAGUGGGGACAGCCGUCCGUUUGUGCGCAGUGUGCACGGCAUGAGCGCGAGCGUCCGCUACCCGUCCAGCCGCAGCCAGGAGCUCCUGUCGGACGGGUGGGACAGCGGGAACUACAGCGACAGCGAGGCGGACAAGGCCAGCAACAUGACCGAGUCCCGCGUCUGAACAUGACUGACGACGGGGGAGAUCAACAGUGGGGCUCCAUAAACCCAGCCUGGAAUCCAUCCUGUUCUAGGUCCAGUUCACUCCAACGAUCACUUCUGCAUGGAAUAGUGUUAGAAUAUGACAGAGAAGGGACAUGUUUGUUCACUACCAAUAACCUGGGCUCAACAGACAUUAUUAAAAAACUAGGACGGGAUCAGCUGUUUCAAGAACAAAUUGUUGGUCCCAUCGGUUGAGUAUGUUAUUUCUACGUUGAACUUACGACCGUCUGUUACAACAGUCUUGGCAUUUGGUUCUUACAUCCUGCAUCAUUUUUGGAAUCAAGUAUUUCUCAAGAGCAGCGUAAUGGGGGUGGAAAUUUGAGUGUCUGUUCAAACCUUGUUACCAUGCUUGUGUUUAUCAGAAAGAAUCAGAACUCUCACCCCAAAUUGUAGGCAGAUAUUCAAUAGCCAAUCAUUUCUCUGUUAACAGGUGGCAUAGUAUUUUCUGCAGGGAUUUGAUCAAAGGAGUGACCAGAGUUAGAAUAGAGUGGAUUUCAGACUACAAUAAGCCCAUUGUAGCCCUUACAUUGUACUAGAAUAUUGUACUUACAAAGUCUGGUACCAAGAUAGAUUGAGAACAUUUUUCCAAGAUAGAUGUCUACUAUAGGGCCUGCUAAUUUCAGGACUUUUUCCAAACUGUACCUCAAAAUGAAACAGACAAUGAAGGGACCAAAAUAUGUCACAUAUCUUCAUUAACACUAGGAAAGCACAACACACUCAUUACUAUUUGCAGUGAAUUUUGGGACCAGUUUUGAUAGAAAAAUCCUUUAUCCAAGUACAGGGGCUUCACACUUUGCAUGCAUUGAAAGAACAGUUGUGUCAAACUUUUUAUUAUUUUAGGUUUCAAAUUGAAAGUAUGCACUGCCAAGGAAAAUUUGAUGUUGUCUUGUUUAAAACAGUUGUGGAAAUUAACCUAAAAAUUUGGUUGAAUUUUUUUCAUUUAGAAUGUGACAUUACUUGACAGGCAAACCCUCUUUAAAAUUGUGGAGUUUGUUACUAAAGCUUAUGGUUGAAGAUAUUGAAGGAUCAGAAAUGAGAUUUUGUUCCUUAAAUUUAUGAAUGACAAAGUCAACCUCAAAGCACAUGAAUGUGCUGAGGCGUUUGUUAAUCUAAAGAAAUCGUGCUGUGCACUUGAAGAAAAAUUGUGCUGGGCACUUUUAUUAUAAAUAUAAGAGAAUAAUGGCAUGAAUGUUUUUGUUGUAAGUGAGGACAUUGAAAUUACAUUUUUGAUGUUAAUGUGUGCUUCUAAGGUAGUUUGUAUGUGGAAAUUGGCAAAUACAAAUGUAUGCUAUCAUGGCUUUAACCAUCACCCGAUCUAGUUGAAUUUUUUUCGUCAUGUGCUUUAAUGUCACCAGUUUCAGUUUUACUUGUUUUACAUUUUGCGCACUUGCUAUUUUAUUAUGGGACGUUUGUCAAAGAAGUUGUAUGUUACUGCAUCUGACUUGGCUGUUACUUGAAUAGGUUGAUGCACACUGACUACUGUUGAAUCCUGGAUUGAGGUAUGAGUACUUAUAUAUGAUAUGAGAACUGGAAGAACGUAGGAAAUGUUGCUAAGAUGUGUAUAGAACAUUGCAUAUAAAUUAAGCAGAUGAGCUAAUGUUGAUUUGCUUUUUAUCCAGCCUGUAAAAUCAAGUGCCAUUGUAAUCAGAUUCCAGUUUGCUUUGAGCUUACCCAAUGAUAAUCAGUGUACCAGAGAGGUGGGAAAAGGAAAUCUGAUGGGAUCUAUCUACUAGAUGUGCCAAAAUGCAGUCAAACUGCGUUUUGUAACGUAAAUGGAACCUUGGUAUCUCUCUCUUUUUCUCUACAUAUCUUAAAUUUAUGGUGAUGACAGAGUUCUUGAUCUAUUCUAUUUUUCUAUGCUAUGCAGAGCAGAAUGUUCUACUUAGCGACAACUUUUGUCCUUUAACUAAAUGUGUAAGCAAGUGUUGACAUAUACAUGUUUGCAGAAAUGUCUUGUAAUAGUGUAUGAUUUGAUCCUAGGUUAACAUGGAACUGACUUGAAUGUGUGAAAGUCUGGACACUCCAGGAUGAAAUGCUUGUGGACUUUUGUCUCAAGAAUGAAUGUAAAGACAUUCUUAUAGUGGCAGCAUGACAACUUCACACAUGUUUGAGGUUCUUUAAAAGAACUUGAAUUAUUUUCAGAAUUGUUUUAAAAGUAAGACAUAACCACCAUUCAAGGUAAAUCCACAUAGAUGUGAAGAUUGCUAUGUUAAAUGCAUGAUACGUGAUAUUGUGCUGUAUUCAUGAAAUUUGUUGGUUUGCUUUUAUCACAAUCACCUACAUAUCAUGAGCUUCAAGCAGCCUCCGUACAGCCAUGCAGAAGCUGUAUGUGCUGUCAUUGCUUUUCAUGCUUGACAAUUGUAUGCUGCAUAUUUUACUGACAUUCUUUUCUGCACGGACUGUAUCAUUGUUAUCGAUUUUAGGAUUUUGAUUAUGUAUUUUACAGGAAAAAAUGUUGGUCUCCUUUCACAGUUUAGAUGUUGCUAUUAACUUAGAGGACUGUUGGUCGAAAGUUGAGAAACUCUUGGUUUCUCAGAUGACGAGUCACCGUCAGUUAUCCCUGCGUUUUGUUGCAAUAGGAAUCGUGCAGCUGGUUUUGCAAAGUAAAAGCAUUUUGAUCU
Messenger RNA from Branchiostoma belcheri (Belcher's lancelet), 5461 nucleotides. Its product is annotated as ubiquitin carboxyl-terminal hydrolase 31-like. The coding region runs from base 175 to 2802 and encodes 875 amino acids. Lineage: Eukaryota; Metazoa; Chordata; Leptocardii; Amphioxiformes; Branchiostomatidae. The record is from RefSeq and is a predicted model, not a curated record. Gene Ontology annotation, molecular function: cysteine-type deubiquitinase activity. Gene Ontology annotation, biological process: protein deubiquitination. The transcript is spliced from 13 exons.